AUGAAUCAAAUUCGCGCAAUCCAAGCGCUCAACAAGAAAGAGAUUGAGAACGGGAUCUCCCCGGAGGCAUCUUGGCAUCGUGAUUAUCGCAACACCGCUUUCGUUUACUUUGGCGGACUGCCAUACGAGCUCUCCGAAGGCGAUAUCAUCACGAUAUUCUCUCAGUUCGGCGAACCGACGUUCCUCAAACUUGUCCGAGAUAAGGAAACGGGCAAGUCGAAAGGCUUUGGCUGGCUCAAAUACGAAGAUCAGCGCAGCACGGAUCUCGCGGUUGACAACCUUGGCGGCGCCGAAAUCCAAGGCCGACUCGUGCGUGUGGACCAUGCGGAAUACAAGGCUAGGGAUGACGAGGAUCAAGGCGAAUUCAAGGUCGGAUGGGAGGAUAUCAUGAAGAAGGAGGGACACGAUCUCGAGGAGGAUGCACCCAGCAGCGAGGAGGAAGAACGCCGCCCUGCGCUACCCGAAGAAAGAGAACUUGCCCUCUUGAUGCGAGACCACGACGACGAUGACCCCAUGAAGCCUUUCUUAAUAGAGGAAAAGAAGAAAGAAGUCGCUUCGAGAUGGGGAAGAUCGCCCAAGAAGAUCGCGACGGGAUGA
Emericellopsis cladophorae is the source of this 597-nucleotide messenger RNA. RefSeq lists its product as uncharacterized. Gene Ontology annotation, biological process: mRNA splicing, via spliceosome. Bases 1 to 597 code for a protein of 198 amino acids. Lineage: Eukaryota; Fungi; Ascomycota; Sordariomycetes; Hypocreales; Bionectriaceae. Gene Ontology annotation, molecular function: RNA binding. Gene Ontology annotation, cellular component: precatalytic spliceosome; U2 snRNP; catalytic step 2 spliceosome. The record is from RefSeq and is a predicted model, not a curated record. The transcript is spliced from 3 exons.